GCGACCUGCGAUCGCCGCCGCCGCCGCCCCUCUCCCAUCGGCCAUGGCGUCCUACAAAUACGCUCCCCUGUCAAGACCCUAAGCCCCACAAAGCAAGCAUCUGCAUCUCCUCUUCUCUCCCUCCUCGCCGCCUCCCCUCGUCGAUCCGUCGCGCUUGGGGAGACGACGCCUUCUCUUCUCGCUUGCUAAUCAAAGCUCUCGUUCUCUUUUUUUUUUCCCGUUAAUUUCCUCGUGUUUAGUUAAUUAUACCAUCUUCUUAGCGUGUUAAUUUGUUCUGUAUUACUCUCUAAUCAAUCCGGUUUACCGUGGUGAUUUCACUUGUUGUUUGAUAUUACUGCUGUUUGUUUGCAUUCUAUUUUUGUGCUUGUGUUGGUCUAUUCCCUUCUGUUUCUGCUAACCAUGGACGCAGGAUCCCACUCGAUCUCAUCGGAGAAGAGCCGCGGGCUCGCUCCGCGCCCGCCGCUCCAGGAGGCCGUCUCCCGCCCGUACAUACCAUCACUGAGCACUGCCCCACGCAACCCGGCUGCCAAGUGCUACGGGGACAGGUUCAUACCGGACAGGUCGGCGAUGGACAUGGACAUGGCGCACUACCUGCUCACGGAGCCCAGGAAGGACAAGGAGAACGCGGCAUCGUCCCCGUCCAAGGAGGCGUACCGGAGGCUGCUCGCCGAGAAGCUGCUCAACAACCGGACCCGGAUCCUUGCCUUCCGGAACAAGCCUCCGGAGCCCGAGAACGUCUCUGCUGCGGAUACUGCUUCUUCCCAUCAGGCCAAGCCGGCCAAGCAGCGGCGCUACAUUCCCCAGUCUGCGGAGAGGACUCUGGAUGCACCAGACCUCGUCGACGAUUACUACCUUAACCUGCUCGACUGGGGGAGCAACAACGUGUUGUCAAUUGCGCUGGGCGACACGGUGUACCUGUGGGACGCUUCGAGCGGAUCCACAUCUGAGCUCGUGACUGUCGACGAGGACAGUGGCCCGAUCACCAGCGUCAGCUGGGCUCCCGACGGUCAGCAUAUCGCCGUUGGCCUUAACUCGUCUGACAUCCAGCUCUGGGACACCAGCUCCAACCGACUGCUGAGAACUCUGAGAGGUGUACACGAGUCAAGAGUCGGUUCACUGGCAUGGAACAACAACAUCCUGACCACUGGCGGCAUGGACGGCAACAUUGUGAACAAUGACGUAAGAAUCAGGAACCAUAUCGUGCAGACGUACCAGGGGCACAGCCAGGAGGUGUGCGGGCUCAAGUGGUCUAGUUCAGGGCAGCAACUGGCCAGCGGUGGCAACGACAACCUUCUGCACAUUUGGGAUGUGUCCAUGGCAUCCUCUGUCCCAUCCGCAGGUCGCAACCAGUGGUUGCACAGAGUUGAGGAUCACACAGCCGCUGUGAAAGCGCUCGCCUGGUGCCCAUUCCAGAGCAACCUGCUGGCAACUGGUGGUGGUGGUAGUGACCGGUGCAUCAAGUUUUGGAACACGCACACCGGUGCAUGCUUGAAUUCUGUUGAUACCGGAUCACAGGUUUGCGCUCUUCUCUGGAACAAGAAUGAGAGAGAGCUGCUGAGUUCACACGGAUUCACACAGAACCAACUGACUUUGUGGAAGUAUCCAUCCAUGGUUAAGAUGGCUGAACUCACUGGCCAUACCUCCCGUGUCCUUUUCAUGGCUCAGAGUCCUGAUGGUUGCACGGUAGCAUCGGCUGCUGCAGAUGAGACCCUACGGUUCUGGAAUGUGUUUGGAAGUCCUGAAGCGCCCAAGCCUGCAGCCAAGGCUUCCCACACUGGGAUGUUCAACAGCUUCAACCAUAUCCGAUAAAGAUGAACCACGAGAACAAACUCUUCUAUCGGAUACAGGUCCUUUGGACAGCAUAGAUGAUCAUGCUGAUGAGACGACCUUGGCUAACAGGCGUUGCAAGACAUUACAGUCCUUCGCAUUGUUUCAGCAAUUCGGGAGGAAUGAAAAUGAAAAACUGAGUCUGGCAAUUCUGUCAGCUUUAGUUACGUCUUUUGGUAGUGUAUGUACAGGGCACGCUUGUUAAUACUGAGUCUUUGAUUGGUUUGAUGCACCAAAAGAUCAGAUUUUUAAAAGAAUCUUUUGGUGGAAACAUCAAAUGAUUGGUUUGAUGUAACAAAACAAGAAUGGUAAAUUCAAAAUAUUUUGAGUGUGUUUUUGUUACACCAUCCAGAAUACUAAUAACACAUUUGAUUAAGGUUCUG
This is a messenger RNA of Oryza brachyantha (malo sina), 2210 nucleotides long. Its product is annotated as cell division cycle 20.2, cofactor of APC complex-like. Gene Ontology annotation, molecular function: anaphase-promoting complex binding; protein binding; ubiquitin ligase activator activity. Bases 400 to 1809 code for a protein of 469 amino acids. Lineage: Eukaryota; Viridiplantae; Streptophyta; Magnoliopsida; Poales; Poaceae. Gene Ontology annotation, cellular component: anaphase-promoting complex. Gene Ontology annotation, biological process: anaphase-promoting complex-dependent catabolic process; positive regulation of ubiquitin protein ligase activity; positive regulation of anaphase-promoting complex-dependent catabolic process. The record is from RefSeq and is a predicted model, not a curated record. The transcript has 7 exons.